AUGGCACAACAACCCGCCUCAGCGCAGCAGUCGAAGAAACGCAAGGCUCCUCCCCCGAAUACUCAAAACAAGCCUACACCGAACAAGAGGCAGAAGCCCAACCAACCACAGCACUUCCGCCAGAAACAGCGCGAUGCCCGGACUCUCAGCACGCAGACGACCUCUGCAGCCUUCAGCAAUGGCGCCCUCGACGUGGAUAAGUUCGUACAGGCGCGACAAUACGAGAUCCGAGCACUGGAGCAAGGCAUGCAGCGGUCGAAGAAGGCAUUGAACCGAAGAGCUUUCCAGCAGGUGCCCCGAGAUCUAAGACGGAGGACGGCUGCGCAUGAUGCGAAGAGAGUGCCCAAGCGGCUGCGGCCGAGGGCGGUGAGGGAGAUGCUGGAGGACAAUACGCCUGGGCCGGGAGGGGUUGCGAAGAAGAAGACAAAGGUCACGAGGCAUAUGCGGCUACGGCUGGAGACGGUGAAGAAGCUGCGGGCUCUGGGGACGAAGAAGAAGGCUGAGAAGGACAAGGAGGUAUCAGGGAAGACGGAUGGAGUAGUCCAGGGCGGUGCUGCCGCGUCUAUUACUGCGGAGGGUAUGACGAAGCAAGCGAAGGCCGACCAGCCCAGGAAAGCCCGAGUAAAGAAGGCUCCCACAUUAGCCCAACCACCUCCGCCGAAGGCCAAGUUCCGCAAACGGCAGAAGCACAAGUCAUGGCUGCCCACACACCCCUUCCACGCCAAGCGGGCUCACAUGACUCCACCGUCUGCUCCUCUGUGGCGGUUUGCUGUUCCUUUGACGCCGACGCAGAAGAGCUACCGGCCUACUCAUCGCGCGGGCCGUGAUCGAGGGGCUGUGGCGUGGGAUGUGAGCUACUUGGCCACUAUUGGGUUGACUGGUGAGCAGCGGAACCUGGAAGGGUUGCUGCGGACGCUUGGGGUCGGAGUGUCGAGUAAGGGGGAUGAUGAGGACAGUGUCUGGGGCGCAAAGGGCGAGAAAUGGCGUCGCGGAACCCGGGUACUGGAGUCACGGCUGUUUGAGAGGGAGGCGCCGCAUCGAAUCAUUGCCCCUGCGACGAUUAUCUGGUGCGGACCGGAAGUGACCACCAGUGAUAGCGAUGUUCACGACGGCAAGUCGAAGAGGAUGCUAUUCAUCAGGGUACAUCCGUCUGCUUUCUUCCAAGUUUGGGAGGAGGCCGUUCGGCUUUCGAAGGUCGCGAAGCCGUAUAUCACUGUUGAUGACUUGAGGUUCGACGUCGGCAGCAUCGAGGUUACUGGACCUGGUGCCACUGAGGCACUGGUGGGCGCCUUAUCUCCAUAUCCGAAUAACGACCAUUCCGAAAUCGAGCAGACUCAAGUACAAGCAGGCAAGCUACUUACGAAUUUGGCUGGAUUGACUACUUCAUCCUCGCUACCUCCGGGUGCAUUGCUAGCUUUCGACGUGCUUGAUCCUCGCCUCCGCCAUCCUCCUCGAACUGUAUCUGGCCCGCAGACGCAAGAUGACCAGAACAAGCUCAUCGAGCUUCUCGCUUCGUGGCCCCUUGACGCUCACCCAAAGCCACCCGGUGUCUUUGACAGCCAAGCUCGUGCUCGCGGCGCUAAGCUACCGAGUCAGAAAGCCAUCAAUCGACGAAAAGCACUUGCUCCGCCUGGCUCCUUUCCCGCACCCAUCGCCACCGAUCCCAAGAUCCCCGUGUUGCUUCACCCCUCAACCGACGGUGGCUGGACCCUCCUCGCUCCCUGGAAGACCAUCCAGCCCAUCUGGUGCUCCUUGCUGUACUACCCGCUCUCCACCGGCGGUCAACCUCGCUUCGGUGGCUUGCGGGAACAACAGCAGCUCGCUUUCGAAGCUGGUAGGCCUUGGUUCCCUGCUGAUUUUCCUGGUACGGAAGCGGGGUGGGCUUGGGAGGUUUCGGAGAGGACGAGGAGGUGGCAGGAGUGGAGCAAGCGGCCGAAGGGGAAGAGGAUCUCUUGGGAGAAGGUGGAGAGUAAUUUUGAUGGGAAAGGGGGGAAGGGUGAGGUGGGGAGGGGGUGGGAUUGUGAUUGGGAGGUGCUGCUUGCUCCAUCACAGGGCCUUGCGAACGACGCCACGGCGGACGGACCUGGUGAGGCUGCUAAGGCUGCGGAAACAGCUGGUGCCGAUGCAUCUACGGAUGUAACCAAACCCAACACCAAGGAUAAGGUGCCCAAGCCAACAGCCCCUGAGCCACCUUCAGCAGUGCCCAAGCCUGCUAUGAUCAGUCAGUUGACCGCUGCUCAAGCUCAGGACGUUUUGAGGUCCUCGGCCAUCUUAAGCCCGCCGCACAGCACGUUGGAAGGCAAGCUAGCUGCAGUCCGCCUGACUCUACUUACUCGAGGGGUUCCACAAGCUUGCGCCAGGAUCUACCGCCUCCCAUCUAUCACCUCAGACCCGGAUUUGCGAAAGGCGUGGCUCGCUUUACAGCCAGCGAUCGUCAAGCAGUCAAAGCAGACACGCAAGCAUGCCCCGCCACCCAGACUUUCGAAAGAUGCUCCAGCUCAUGAGAUCCAGCGUCGUCUGGCUCAGGAACUGUUGAAAGCCCCUGCGCAGGCUGGCGAAGACCCUUAUCCGGCUUGUCCGAGCGAGAAGGAUUUGAUCGGCUUCGUGACAACGGGGAACUUCAAUCUUGCGGAAGGACAGGGGACGGGCAUUGGGAGUUUGCUGCUUAGCAAAGUCGUAGACCGAGGUGUGCAUGGUAAGGAGAGCAGACUCUGUGUCGUCAGGAAUGCCGGCGAAGGUGUCGCACGCCUUGCACGAUGGGAGCUGGUGUAA
This is a messenger RNA of Saxophila tyrrhenica, 2772 nucleotides long. It is a transcript of the gene POP1, whose product is annotated as Ribonucleases P/MRP protein subunit pop1. The record is from RefSeq and is a predicted model, not a curated record. Gene Ontology annotation, cellular component: ribonuclease MRP complex; nucleolar ribonuclease P complex. Gene Ontology annotation, biological process: tRNA 5'-leader removal. The transcript has a single exon. The coding region runs from base 1 to 2772 and encodes 923 amino acids. Lineage: Eukaryota; Fungi; Ascomycota; Dothideomycetes; Mycosphaerellales; Extremaceae.